CCCCGCAAUAAAACGUCCGGCUGUGUCACCACUACCGCCUGUGCCUCAUUCUCAUUCGCUGCAGGCGCCAACCUCAUCGCCCGGCAGAGCCUAUCGACCUUCACACUUCCUCGCCGCCUUCAACCACCACCAACAUCACCCUCUCCAGGACUGUCCCUUCACACGCGAAGCCCGCGCAUCCCCUAGUGCGAUACACGACGGACAGGGUCUCGUCCUCUAACCCCCCCCCCUUCGCAAACCCCCCACCGCCCAACGAGUCACACACGAGACGACGAAGGCGACAACGAACGAGAUUACGCGGAGUGCGCACGGGUCCAUUCAACGAGUCGCCUAAUACGAUAUCACAAUCUCCCAUCCAUCAUGGCUGGCGCCAACGCCGACUCCAACGCCCUGUUGGCAUUUUUCACGCAGAUGGACGAUCAGGGCGGUGUCAUUGUGCGAGAUAUUCCCAAGCUCGACCUUGAUCUGUACAUACAGAACUAUGAAGGCCGUACCCGCUUCGAACGUCUCUUUCUCAUCGGCCGGAGCUGCGUACCGCUCUGUGUUGACGCCCUGAAGGCUGCCAUCGCCGAGGCCAAGGAGGGCGUAGACGUCCAGCGUUACCGCGAUGCUUUUGAGUGCAUCCACAUCGCCGCCCCCAACGAGCCAGAGGCCUCGUUCGAUCAGGAAUGGGUCGAAACCACGGAGAGGGCCAACAAGGCCAAGACUCACCAACUGGAGAGCGAGCUGAAGGGGUAUAAGAUGAACCUCAUUAAGGAGAGCAUUCGGAUGGGAAAUGAAGACCUCGGCCGCCACUUUGAGCAGAUUGGUGAUCUCAACAAUGCCGGCGAGGCCUACAGCCGCAUGCGGCCGGAUGUCAGCACGUCGAAGCACAUCAUCGACGUCGGCAAGCACCUCGUCAGCGUGACGCUGCAGCGCCGGGAGUGGCCCAUGGUCAUUGCCAACCUCAGCAAGAUCACGGGCAUCCACAACGCCGAGGAAGAGAAGAGCCUGCAGCCGUAUGUCAAGAUCGUCUCGGGCAUCGCCCUCCUGGGCCUCGAGAAGUUCGAGGACGCGGCCAAGAGCUUCCUGCAGACCGACGCCGGCAAGGAGGGCGCGGAGUACAAGACCAUCGCGAGCCCCAACGACGUGGCGGUGUAUGGCGGUCUCCUGUCUCUCGCGACAAUGGACCGCAAGGACCUGCAGGCCCGCGUCCUGGACAACCAGAGUUUCCGGACGUUCCUGGAGCUUGAGCCUCACAUCCGCAAGGCAAUCUCGCUAUUUGUCAAUGGCCGGUACUCGGCGUGCCUCGCAAUCCUGGAGGCCUACCGCGCCGACUACCUCCUGGACAUUUACCUCCAAAAGCACGUGCCCACGCUCUACUCCCAGAUCCGGAGCAAGUGCAUCGUGCAGUACUUCAUCCCCUUCUCCUGCGUUACCCUGAGCAGCCUGGAGGCGGCUUUCGCGGUGCCCGGCAAGCCGCUCGUCGACGAGCUCCUCGGCAUGAUUCGGAGCGGCGUUUUGCAAGCCCGCAUCAACACAAUCGACAAGACCUUGGUCGCCGUGUCUCCGAACCCCCGAGCGACUUUGCAAAGAUUGGUCUUGGACACGAUUGAUGCCUACGAGCGGGACGCCAUGGAGAGGAUCCGGCGCAUGAGUAUCGUCGCGGCGGAUAUGGAGGUGAAGAACACGCGCAAGGGAACCGUGCAGGCCGGCGCCCAGGGCAUCGACGAGCUCUGGCUCGAGCAGGCCAACCGGGCGACCGCGGCCGGCGGCGGCAGCAGCGAGGCGAGCUGACGGGGCUUCGGUGCGGAACACGCGCAGUGAGCUCCCGGCCGAGUGAUGGUCCUUCUCUCCGCGGAUCGGACGCGAGCUGCUAAAGAUGCAGCCAGAGGAACUGCUGACAAACGGGGUACUUUUGGCGAUCCACCUUGGCGCCGUAGCCAAAAAAGCCUAAACGAGUAGGGUGGGUCGACUGGCAAAAUGCAGACUGGGCGUGCUAGCGACGAAUCAUUGGCCCCCCCCCCUCUUGACCAAAAACAAAAAAGCAUACGUACGCCUGCCAACACCCCCCAAUUGUUCCGUGGGAUCAUUUCAACGUCAUGGCCGUUAGCGGUUGCCAUUGGGGUCGGGCAUGGACCUCGCACAGUUGAGCGGUGGGGCUGCUCGAGAGACUUGACGGCAAUGUUGAUCGCGGGAUCCCCGGGGGCCGAUAGAUUGAGGCUUACGCAGCGGGCAUAGGGAUGAGUCGAGUGGCCAUUCAUUGCUGGAGUUAGUCGGAAAUAAACCGCAUUCCAUC
This is a messenger RNA of Colletotrichum destructivum, 2278 nucleotides long. RefSeq names its product Putative proteasome component (PCI) domain, winged helix DNA-binding domain superfamily. Lineage: Eukaryota; Fungi; Ascomycota; Sordariomycetes; Glomerellales; Glomerellaceae. Gene Ontology annotation, cellular component: COP9 signalosome. The record is from RefSeq and is a predicted model, not a curated record. Bases 361 to 1776 code for a protein of 471 amino acids. The transcript is spliced from 6 exons.